This is a messenger RNA of Perognathus longimembris pacificus (Pacific pocket mouse), 2454 nucleotides long. RefSeq names its product phospholipase A2 group IVD (gene Pla2g4d). The record is from RefSeq and is a predicted model, not a curated record. The transcript is spliced from 20 exons. Lineage: Eukaryota; Metazoa; Chordata; Mammalia; Rodentia; Heteromyidae. Gene Ontology annotation, molecular function: calcium-dependent phospholipid binding; calcium ion binding. Gene Ontology annotation, biological process: glycerophospholipid catabolic process. Gene Ontology annotation, cellular component: cytosol. The coding region runs from base 1 to 2454 and encodes 817 amino acids.
AUGGAAAGCCUGUCCUCUGAGGGACCCCCUGGCCAUCCUCACCAGGAGGAAGCCGCUGCUUGCUGCCAGCUCACCGUGAGGGUCCUGGAGGCACGGAGGCUGCGCACGACUGACCUGUUGAGUGAGGCGGACCCAUAUGUGACCUUGCAGCUGCCAACUGCUCCUGGAAUGACGUUCAGGACCAACACAGUCACCAACUCCAGUCACCCCGUAUGGAAUGAGAGCUUCCAUUUCCUCAUCCAGAGUCAGGUCAAGAAUGUUCUGGAGCUGAGUGUCUAUGAUGAGAACGUAAUUACAAAGGAUGGCAUCUGCUUCAAGGUGUUCUAUGACAUCUCAGAGGUCCUCCCUGGCCAGCUGCUCCGGAAAACCUUCUCCCAGGUCCCCAGGUGGGGACAGGAAGAGCUAGAUGUGGAAUUUCUGCUGGAGAAAACGUCGGACCCUCCGGAGAAUCUCAUCACCAAUAAUGUCCUUGUGGCCCGGGAACUGUCACGGCUGGACGUCUUCGUGGACAGAGCAGAGAACUCCACCGUGGCUGCGGGUCAGGAUGAGCUGGAGCUGGUAUUGAAGGGAUCCUACGAGGACACACAGACGUCCGCCCUGGACACUGCCUCUUUCUUCAGCUUCCACUACCUGGCAGCCCAAUGCACAGAGCUGAGCGGGCACCUGAAGAGCUCCAGAGGCGAUCGUUGUAAUCCCGCCACGCCGGCUGGACGCCUCUCCGUGCCCCUGCGGCCGCUGGCCCUGGGGGAAAAGGUGACGCUGGACGUUCCUGGUGCAAAUGCCCCGGGAGUGAGGCUGCAGCUUAAGGCAGACAGCUGCCCGAAGGAGCUGGCGGUGCGGCUGGGCUGCGGGCUGUGCGCAGAGGAGCGCGCCUUCCUGAGGAGGAGGCGGCGGGUGGCGGCUGCGGCCCUGAAGCAGGCCCUGCAGCUGGACAGAGACCUGCGUGAGGACGAGGUCCCUGUUGUGGGUAUCGUGGCUGAAGGAGGAGGCGCCCGGGCCAUGACCGCGUUCUAUGGCCACCUGCUGGCCCUGAAGAAGUUGGGCCUCCUGGACUGUGUGACCUACCUGAGUGGCAUCUCUGGCUCUACAUGGACAAUGGCCCACCUGUACUGGGACCCGGAGUGGUCCCAGAAGGACCUCGAGGGGCCCGUCGGCCAUGCCCGAGAGCAUCUGGCCAAGAGCCAGCUUACAGCCUUCUCCCCAGAGCGCCUGGCGAGCUACCGCCGGGAGCUGGAGCUGCGGGCUAAGCAGGGGCACCCCACGACCAUCGUGGACCUGUGGGCGCUGGUGCUGGAGUCCAAGCUCCACGGCCAGGUGACUGAUUACAAGCUGUCAGGACAGCGAGCAGCUCUGGAGCGGGGACAGAACCCUCUGCCUCUCUACUUGAGCCUCAACGUCAAAGAGAACCAUCUAGAUACCCUCGACUUCAAGGAAUGGGUGGAGUUCUCCCCCUACGAGGUGGGGUUCCUGAAGUACGGGGCCUUCAUCCCCUCCGAGCUCUUCGGCUCCGAGUUCUUCAUGGGGCGGCUGAUGAGGAGGCUCCCCGAGUCCCGCAUCUGCUUUCUGGAAGCUAUCUGGAGCAACAUUUUCUCCUUGAACCUGCUGGACACCUGGUACGACCUCACCUGCUCUGGAGAGGACUGGAAGCAGUGCCUCCAGGACAAGAUCCAGAACGCAGAGAAGCAGCCCGCGGGCUCCUCGGGGGGCGCGUCGCAGGCGGAGGGCUCGUGGCUGCAGCCCGGCACGGCCCUGGCGCAGGCGUUCAGGGGCUUCCUGACCCGCAGGCCGCUGCACCAGCGCAGCGCCAACUUCCUCCGCGGCCUCCAGAUGCACCGGGACUACCGGGCGCACGAGGCCUUCUCCACCUGGGCAGACUGCCAGCUCGAUGCCACCCCCAGCCAGCUGACCCCCCAGCAGCCUCAGCUCUGUCUGGUGGACUCUGGCUACUUCAUCAACAACAGCUACCCUGCCAUGUUCCGGCCAGGCCGCCAGCCCGACCUCAUCCUGUCUUUCAACUACUCCCUCGACUCACCCUUUCAGGCCCUGCAGCAGAUGGAGCUGUACUGCAGGGCCCAGGGGCUGCCCUUCCCCCGGCUGGAGCUCAGCCCCGAGGACCAGCGCCAGCCCGGGGAGUGCCACCUCUUCUCUGACCCUGCCUGCCCCCAGGCGCCCGUCCUGCUGCACUUCCCACUGGUCAACGCCUCCUUCAGGGACUUCUCGGCCCCCGGCGUCCAGCGCAGCCCCGAGGAGCUGGAGGCUGGCCGAGUGGACCUCAGCCCAGCCACGUCCCCCUACGCCCUGUUCAACAUGACCUACAAGGAGGCCGACUUCGACCGCCUGCUGAGCCUCAGCGACUACAAUGUGCGCAACAGCCAGGCCACCAUCCUGCAGGCCCUGAGGACGGUCCUGAAGCGCAGGGCCCCAGAGGCCCGGCCAUCGGGGGUGCAGACAUGA